Molecule: messenger RNA, 717 nt
Organism: Verticillium dahliae VdLs.17
Lineage: Eukaryota; Fungi; Ascomycota; Sordariomycetes; Glomerellales; Plectosphaerellaceae
Product: maintenance of ploidy protein mob2
Exons: 3
Coding region: 1-717 (238 amino acids)
Biological process (GO): cell division; signal transduction; positive regulation of protein phosphorylation
Cellular component (GO): nucleus; cytoplasm
Molecular function (GO): protein kinase activator activity
Source: RefSeq, a predicted model, not a curated record
AUGACGUUGAGUGCCCGGCCCAAGACUGUAGAGCAGGGCGAGUGGAUCGCGCACCAAGUCGUUGAGCACUACCGUAACCUCUGGAACUUUGUCCGAGUCGUCCAUGAGAAGGAGGAUGACGGAACAGCUGUCUGCGACGCGACGUCGUGCCCUCGCAUGUCAGCCGGAGCCAACCACUCCUUCACCUGGCUCAACAGCCGCCGCGAGCCGGUCGAGCUGCCGGCCCACGAGUACAUGACACUGAUGCAGCGCUGGAUCUCCGGCAAGAUUGACGACCUCGCCAUCUUCCCCACGGAUCCUUCGGGCGUCUCCUUUGCGCACAACCCCUCCAUCACGACGACGCCGCUGUCCCAGCUCUCCAGCCCCGGUGGCGAGCCCGACUGGAUCGGCAAGCGCUCGGGCUUCCCCAAGAACUUCAUCGACGUCUGCCAGACCAUCUUCCGCCAGAUGUUCCGCGUCUACGCCCAUCUCUACUGGGCCCACUUCACCGACCCCUUCUACCACAUCAACCUCGAGAAGCAGCUCAACAGUUGCUUCAGUCACUUUGUCCUCACGGCCACGGCCCUCGAUCUGCUCAAAUCCCACGAGCUCGAGCCCAUGCAACCCCUCAUCGACAUGUGGGCCGCCAACGGCACGUUCCCCCCCGAGAGCAAGGCCUACGAGUACGCAAACCUCAAGGCCGGCGAGAGGCUGCUGCAGCUCGCUGGCGUCGUCUAG